AUGGCGGCUACAAGUGAUUCUCGUUUGGAUGCAAUUUUUGGCAACAAAAGAGUGCUUAGGCCAGGGGAAGAUGACGAAAAAUUGGAGCAAAUACUACAACUCAUUGCAAACGAUGAUCCUGACGUUGAAAUGUCUGAUGAUGAAAAUGAACUUGAAAAUAUGAAUAAUUCAGUAGCGAGAGAAGACGAAAUGAUUGAUGAAGAACUGCAGAGUAGCAGUGACGAGGAAGAAGAGGACAGAAUUCCUCUUAGUGUCCUUAAAGAAAAGUUAAGAAUGGCCAAAGAAACUUCCAAUCAUUCGCAGCGACAGUUUUGGAGAAGAAAUGAUACUUUUACACCUCCAAAUUUUGAAGGUCCCUCUAGUGAAUGCAGCGCACAGCUUCGCGAUGGUUGGACUGUAAAAUCAUAUUUAGCCAUGUACUUAGAAGAUCAUAUGUUCCAAAAACUACCCAGAGAGAAAGUAGUCGCUGUGGAUGAGCAGAUGAUACCAUUCACAGGAACUUGUCAAAUGAAACAGUUCGUUAGGGGAAAACCCAAUCCAGAGGGAUUGAAAAAUUUUGUUGUGGCUGCUCCUGAUGGUCUUGUCGUAGACUUUGAACUAUGUCAAGGCAAAAAUACGUUUCCAGAUAAUUCUGUAACUAUAUACUUGGUGUUGGACCUUCUGCUGUUGCUCGUCUUCGAAGAACAUUAUUUCCUGGAACUCAUGUGUUGCCCACAAAAAAGCGUUGAUUACACUUCAACAGCCUGUGCUGAAGGAGAAACAAUCACCGAAGAAGCAUCUGGAAGUUCAGGACCAGUACUGAAAGCUACCACAAAGAAAGCCGGACCCAGUAAGGAGCCUUCUAAAGAAAAGGAAAACGAGGAUUAGUGGAAACCGAUGAAACACGAAUUUAACAAUGACAGAGCUAGAACGUCUCGUUUUACUUGAACAACUACAAGUGUUUCGGCUAGCCAAGGAACUGCUACUUCACAAGAAAAAUAUUAAUGAAUCUGAUCCAAAUUUAUCAACUUUAAAUGAAAGUGCAUAAACUGG
Messenger RNA from Acanthoscelides obtectus, 1032 nucleotides. Lineage: Eukaryota; Metazoa; Arthropoda; Insecta; Coleoptera; Chrysomelidae. The record is from the annotation of a GenBank genome assembly.